Messenger RNA from Peromyscus maniculatus bairdii (prairie deer mouse), 5690 nucleotides. Lineage: Eukaryota; Metazoa; Chordata; Mammalia; Rodentia; Cricetidae. The record is from RefSeq and is a predicted model, not a curated record.
UUGUUAGCCGGAGCCGGGGCGGUUCUGGGCUGUGCUGCCCGGGGUGCCCGAGUGCAGAGCCGCCCGCCCCCCGCCGCCUGCCGGCCGGCCGGCCCACACACCCUGCAGCCCCGGGAGCCUCGCGACGGGCCGGGGGACCAGCACGCCCCGGGCUCCCCUCCUUGCACACGGGCUGAGGCGGCAGCGGGGGCGGCGGAGACCGUGACGGGAGAGGCGGCGGCGGCGGCGGCGGGGCCGGCCCAAACACGCAGCCGCCUGCCACCCAUCCCCAUUUGAGUGCUAUGGUCUUGAUUCAUCCUUUCGAAGGGUUUAGAGUGUCAGUGUGACAUACAAACUGUUCUUCAGUAUGAAAGUGAAUUCUGGGUAGCUGCUCUGCAGUAAUGCAGCCUUGUCUCCUGGGCAGUGCUGUUAAUCCUGCUGUACAGUUAGCAACCAGUGAGAUCAUAGUGUGGGAAGUGUCUUUCCUCGUCACAUGUGGGUUUGGCUCUGACAGCAUUUCUCCUGCAGAUCCAUGUCCUUUCAGAACAAUCCUAAUGCUCCUGGCUAGCCGGUGGUGAGCAGCUUUGGGGCCAUCGUGGUUGGCUCCCCAAGGAAGCCUUUUGAAGCCAAUGGAUGCAUUCUCGGGCUCGGGGCUCAAGAGGAAAUUCGAUGAUGUGGAUGUGGGCUCCUCAGUUUCCAACUCAGAUGAUGAGGUCUCCAGCAGUGACAGUGCUGACAGCUGUGACAGCCUCAACCCUCCCACGACCGCCAGCUUCACGCCCACAUCCAUCCUGAAGCGGCAGAAGCAGCUGCGGAGGAAGAAUGUCCGCUUUGACCAGGUGACUGUAUACUACUUUGCCCGGCGCCAGGGUUUCACCAGUGUGCCCAGCCAAGGUGGAAGCUCUUUGGGAAUGGCCCAGCGCCAUAACUCUGUACGCAGCUACACCCUUUGUGAGUUCGCACAGGAACAGGAGGUGAACCAUAGAGAGAUUCUUCGUGAGCACCUGAAGGAGGAGAAGCUUCAUGCCAAGAAAAUGAAGCUGACCAAGAAUGGGACAGUGGAGUCAGUGGAGGCUGAUGGCUUGACACUGGAUGACGUUUCAGAUGAAGACAUCGAUGUGGAAAACGUGGAGGUGGAUGAUUACUUCUUCCUCCAACCCCUGCCCACCAAGAGGCGACGGGCCCUGCUGAGGGCGUCCGGGGUCCACCGGAUUGAUGCCGAAGAGAAGCAAGAACUGAGAGCCAUCCGCCUGUCUCGGGAAGAGUGUGGCUGUGACUGUCGGCUCUACUGUGACCCAGAAGCAUGUGCCUGUAGCCAGGCUGGGAUUAAAUGCCAGGUGGAUCGAAUGUCCUUUCCUUGUGGCUGCUCCAGGGAUGGCUGUGGAAACAUGGCUGGGCGAAUUGAAUUUAAUCCAAUCCGAGUGCGGACUCACUACCUCCACACUAUCAUGAAGCUGGAGCUGGAGAGCAAACGGCAGGUGAGCCGCCCCGCAGCCUCGGAGGACGAGCCCUUGCCUGCUGCUGGCUGCAGCCUGUCUGGAGCCCAGAGCUCCGAGACCCAGGACUUCCAGGAGUUCAUCGCCGAGAACGAGACCGCAGUGAUGCACCUGCAGAGCGCAGAGGAGCUGGAGCGACUCCGGGCGCAGGAGGACCCGAGCGGCCCUAGCGCUAGCUUGGACUCGAGCAUGGAGAGUCUGGGCGUGUGCAUCCUGGAGGAGCCCCUGGCUGUUCCCCAAGAGCUGUGUCCAGGCCUGGCCGCCCCCAUUCUCAUCCAAGCUCAGCUGCCCCCAGGUUCCUCCGUCCUGUGUUUUACUGAGAACUCCGAGCACGCGGCUGCCUCCGCCGUGAGCAGCCCGCCGUCCUACCUGAACAGUGGUCCUCUGGUGUACUACCAGGUGGAGCAGAGGCCAGUCUUGGGAGUGAAAGGAGAGUCUGCUUCAGAAGAGGGCACAGCCUCCUUCCCCAAGGAGAAAGAUCUGAGUGUUUUCUCCCUUCCUGUUACCUCGCUGGUGGCUCGCAGCCCCUCAGACUCAGCCGCCCUCUGCAAACCAGAGGUGGGGAAAACACCCACUGUUGACAAACUAUUGCCUGAUGACUGCAGCCCCAAGGAGCCCGAGAGCGAAGACUUCCACCCCUCGUGGUCUCCCUCAGGCCUGCCCUUCCGAAUGGACAAUGAAGAGGACUGUGGAGGGCAGAACUCCCAGCAGAGUGAGGACCGGACCCCUGAAGACUCUGCCCUAGAGCUCCCUCUGACAGUGUGACCCGAGACAGACACUGCUCAUUCUCUAUUUAUUAUCUAACGCCAUUUCAAAACAAGACUGCUGCUCCCAGGUUAUUUUAUUGAAAAUCUUAGGAAAAUGGGUAGGAAGGGGUUGUUAGCACUUGUAUUUUUAAAGGGAAAGAGACCAGCCUCACUCAGUUUCCAGUACUGAGCUCUCUGGGCCACCGGAACAAAGAUGUCGGUCACACAGUGAGCUGGGUAGCUCAAGUAGCUCUUCUUUAUGCAUGGGGCCAGAACUAAGGAUGAGAGCAGCUAGCUCCCUGCAGGGCAGCUCCUCCUCAUCCAUCUUGGUGUAUCAGUCACACUGUUAGAAAGGCAUCUCGGCUGAGUCUAGAACGGAGGCCACAGAAGAAUCUCUGCUUCUGUACAAAACUCCCAUCCUAAAAAUUGACCCUGCUUUCUCCCACCUCUUAACUGGGAAAGAAGUUAAUUUUCAACGUGUUUUGUGUUCCCUGACCUGCUCUGCAAAUGGGAUUCCUGGUCUGUAACUUGAAUUCUUUCUUUCAUAUGUUCUUAGGUUCUAGAGUUAAACUUCUCUGUCUUUUCCCCAUCUUUUCUCCUUAAAAGAAAAAAAUCCAGGUUGGAUAUGGAUAUGGUACAGAGCAUAAUUCAUCAGGUAGAACAUUCUGGAAGAUGACUGUAUGCUUGCUUUCUCACCUAGUGUGUACACACACACACACACACACACACACACACACACACACACACACACUCACACUCUUUUUGGGAGAGCUUGGCUCUAAAUGGAAUAUAAAGUGUAGUACAAGGUCAUCAGCUAGUUAAGAUUUCUCUAUACAUACCCUUGUGGUCCUUGGUUAUCUAGGGUUAGAGAGCUCUUUGGAUGUUACAGUUCAGUCCCCGAGAACUUCAGGUUUUAUUGGACCCCUCCAUCUUGGAGAUUUAUGAAAACAAAGUCAAACUGAUUCUUAGUAUGUGACAUAGGACUCCCAGAUUCCAAAGGAUUCAAGAUCUGAUUAUAAUCUUUGGAAUCUAUAGACUGGGACUCAGACUCAGCACUUACCUCAGAGUCCUACUCCUCUCCUGUCUUAGUUAAAGGGCACGGAUCCCCAUUCAGCACUGACUUCUUUAUUGGCAAUGUUCCCUCUGCCUCCUGGUUAAAUGGAGGUGGCAAGAGCAAAACACAGUUUUCCUCUAUCGUUCUUUACUAACCAGGAAAGAAAAACAAAACUUACUUUGAUUUUGAGACAGGGUCUCGAUAAAUAGCCCUGGCUGGCCUGGAACUUACUAUGUAGCCCAGGCUGGCCCCCAACCUGCGGCAGUCCUCCUCCUGGUCAUGCAUCCCGAUUGCUGGGUUUGAGGUGCACACCACUUGGCUCAGCUGUAUUUAUUUUUGGUGGGAUAACAAGGCCCUGGUGUCGCGGAGCGAACUUGACUGUGGGUGGCAGCAGAAACAUCUCUAACUCCCCGACCCUAAGCCUGGAGCCCCCUGUAUUUGAUACAGAUCCUGAUUUUGACCCAUUCUGCCACUGCUGUUCAUUUCUGGGUUUGCUUGGUUUUAUUGUUGGAGCUCUUAUGGAAGGAAAUACCUAUCUCUCUCCAGCCUCACAAGAGUUACCUUAAGUACCAGAGGCCAACAUACUCUCACCCUCACCUAGAACUCUCAAACCCAAAACCAAAGCUAAACUGAGACUUUUACUGGUGGAGAGAAGAAUCUUGGAAAGUUUGCUGGAAAGGAGGAUCCGGCACCUUUCCUCCUGAAGACUCCACCUCUGAGCCCCUGGACUUGGACAUUCAUUAAGGAACAUACUAGUCAUUGUCAUAAAGACUAGCCAACCCCAAGAUACUUGGUAUUUCUGUAUAACUCUAGUUUCUUAUUCCUCUUCAUUAAUUCCAUGUUCUCAUUCAAACUGAUCCCAAACUUCUGAGUGCUAACUAUUUAGCAUUGACGAAUGUCAAGGACCUUUUCUACAACUGAGUCCAUCAGAUUUCUGGUGCUAACUGAAAGUGAUAGUUCCUGGUUGCUAGGAAGGCUUGGCCUCUGGUCACAGAAGCAGAACGGUCCCCUCAGGCAGGCCUAGGUGAACUGUGGCCCAUCACCGCAGCUCUCGUGGCCAUGCUGUCUGUCUCCUCGCAUACUGAGCACGGGUCAUGUUCUCAGUGUGAAUCCAAAGCUUGUCUGGCUCUCUGAAAACAACUUCUCCCUCUAGGUUCUUUACAUUGUAAUAAUGCUGUAUUUAAAGAGAAUAUUUAAAUGUAAUAUUAAAGAAAUAUUCAAAAGAAGGGUGUGAUACUAUCUUCACGAGCUGCAGUUACGUGUGGAGAGGAAGGUGCUUCCCUUGCUGUGGCUGUGGGUCUGUCUAGGUCAGUUAGGAACUGAUGUCCGGGGUGGGCUACUGUGAGAGAGAGACGUAGAUUCUUGUGUUCUGAGCACAGAACCUGUCCUGCCUGGGUCGCCUUGGGCACCGCUGCAGCCCCGACAGCCUCUACCUCUUAGACCCUGCUGAACGACGGCUGUUCUAGUGUGUCUGACAGAGAACACUAAACAGCUCCUUUCAAAUUUGCUUUCAUCCCAUCAGAAAACUGGGUCCCAACCAAUUACAUAUCCAUUAGUUAUGUUACAUCAGUCUUAUAAAAAGAAGCCUCAGGAAAAUGAGUAAAGUGAGUAAGUAAUUCCCAAAAACAGGUUUCAGGCAGUCUUUACUUGGUUUAAACAGUGCUUCAUGCAUUUACAGUAAGUUAUCACAGGUGGACACACAACAAACAGCCAAGCCCAGUUUACGGUCUUGAUGUAGAUCUGGUCUCCCAGGGCCAGGCAGUAAGGAGUACCUUACACGAUUUGACCAUGGCCUAAAGAAGGCAGCCACUGCUCCAGAUGCCUCAGGACAACACAGUGGGGAGCAAACAUGGGAGGAAGGUCCUUAGGGCUGUGUGACAGACAGCCUGGGAAUUAAGACACUGGGGGACAGGUGCGGGGAGGGGCCGGGCAGCCGAUCCUCUUCCUUUUCACCUUCUUUAGAAUGUUCCCAUAAACUAAGGAUACUAAAGGAAGAGGGUGGACGGUCCACGUUAGUGACGUGGAAAGUGCUCCUACUUUUGGUCACAUCAAAAAGGACAGGACAGGCCUAGUGGCUCAUGCUGUAAUCCUAGUACCCAGGAAGCUGUGGCAGAGUUUUCAGGAUUGCUAGGAAUUGAAGGCUAGCCUGGGCUAUAGAGUGAGACUCUAUCUCUUUUAAAACGCCAAAAUAAAAGGGGCAGGGAUGAGAAAAGACCGGCAGGGCGUCUGGGUGCAGGCCCAGGUGCAGCACCCCAGUCCAAGCAGCAGUGUUCUUGGCACCCAAAGUCUCCGUGGAAAGGGCUGAGUGUCGAGCACUUGGCCAGCUCCUCACACCUCCCAGAGCACUGGUGCUUCAGCUUGGAUCCCAGCACAAGUAAAGAGGCUGUCCUCAAACAAGGUCUCAGGAAAACCAGC